Tripterygium wilfordii is the source of this 3841-nucleotide messenger RNA. Its product is annotated as cellulose synthase-like protein D5. Gene Ontology annotation, molecular function: mannan synthase activity; cellulose synthase (UDP-forming) activity. The record is from RefSeq and is a predicted model, not a curated record. Gene Ontology annotation, cellular component: trans-Golgi network; plasma membrane. The transcript has 3 exons. The coding region runs from base 119 to 3610 and encodes 1163 amino acids. Lineage: Eukaryota; Viridiplantae; Streptophyta; Magnoliopsida; Celastrales; Celastraceae. Gene Ontology annotation, biological process: plant-type primary cell wall biogenesis; cellulose biosynthetic process.
CCCUUUCACUACCCUGUUUUCCUUCCUUGUCUGCUUCAUUUUCCUUUGCAUCUUCUUCUUUCUCACUAGAUCCUCUUUCCUUAUUCAAGUACCUGUCAAGGUAAAACAGAGUUUAAAAAUGGUAAAGACGGCCUCCUCGCCUCCAUCUUCUCCGGUUACAAUCACAGUCUCAUCAGGAGGUAAAGGAGGCGGGAUUAGAAGCAGCAUAGGCUUGACUAGUCCAAUACGGAGGGUUUCUUUACCAAAGAACCCCAAUUCGCCUCUCAGUGAAGCCAACCGGACCUCAAGUGCAGGCAGAUACUGCUCAACAUCAAAAGAUGAUGAUGCUACAGAGGAGGUCAAUUCAGAGUUUGUGACUUACACCGUCCAUAUACCACCAACUCCUGAUCACCAGUCUAUAGCAGCCUCCCAAUCCAGUCUUCAAGAGGAGAAGACGAGGCCUGACCGGAGCUUCAUUUCGGGUACUAUUUUCACCGGUGGGUUUAACUCUGUAACUCGUGGGCAUGUCAUCGAGUGCUCCAUGGAACAAUCUGAGCUCGUGAAGCCCGGAUUAGUUUGUGGGAUGAAGGGGUGUGAUGAUAAAUCAAUGAAGCAGAAGUGUGAGUGUGCAUUCAAGAUUUGCAGAGAAUGUUACUUGGAUAUCAUGAGAUCUAAUGGAAACGGGCAUUGUCCUGGCUGCAAGGAACCGUAUAGGGAUGUUGGUGAUGAUUGCACAAGUGAAGAUGAAGAUGAGGGCAUGUCUGAAGCAGAGGACCAGGCUCUGCCAUUGCCUUCCAUGGCCGAUUUCAAGUUGGAUAAGAGGCUUUCGCUUGUAAAGUCAUUCAAGGCACAAACCCAACCCCAAGAUUUCGAUCAUUCGCGUUGGUUGUUUGAGACCAAGGGAACUUAUGGUUAUGGGAAUGCAGUCUGGCCCAGAGACGGAUUUGGUUCAGGUGGUAAUGGGUUCGAAAACCCUCCCGAUUUCAGGGAGAGAAGCAAGAGGCCUUUGACAAGGAAGAUUGGGGUUUCGGCUGCAAUUCUCAGUCCAUACAGGUUACUUAUUGUGAUACGUCUUGCGGCCCUCGGGCUCUUCCUAACAUGGAGAAUUCGACACCCCAACCGGGAUGCAAUGUGGUUAUGGGGAAUGUCAAUAGUUUGUGAGCUGUGGUUUGCCCUUUCAUGGAUUUUGGAUCAGCUGCCUAAGCUCUGCCCCGUAAACAGAGUGACCGACCUUUCUGUUCUGAAGGAGCAUUUCGAAUCCCCUAACCUUCGAAAUCCAAAGGGACGAUCAGACCUUCCGGGAAUCGAUGUCUUUGUUUCCACUGCAGACCCAGAAAAAGAACCCCCGCUUGUUACAGCAAAUACAAUUUUGUCAAUCCUUGCUGUUGAUUAUCCUGUUGAAAAGCUUGCUUGCUACUUAUCUGAUGAUGGAGGAGCACUCUUGACAUUUGAAGCAUUAGCUGAGACUGCUAGCUUUGCAAGAAUUUGGGUUCCAUUUUGUCGCAAACAUGGGGUAGAACCAAGGAAUCCUGAGACAUAUUUUGGGCAGAAGCGCGACUUUCUUAAGAACAAAGUGAGGCUUGACUUUGUUAGGGAGAGGAGAAGAAUUAAGAGAGAGUAUGAUGAAUUCAAGGUGAGGAUCAACUCACUGCCUGAAUCAAUUAGGCGACGAUCCGAUGCUUACAAUGCCCACGAAGAGCUUCGAGCGAAGAAGAAACAGAUGGAAAUGGGGGGCAAUCCUUCUGAAUCUGUUACAGUUCCAAAGGCCACUUGGAUGUCAGAUGGUUCUCACUGGCCUGGAACUUGGACUUCUGCAGAAAGAGAUCACUUGAGAGGAGAUCAUGCUGGUAUUAUUCAGGCAAUGCUGGCUCCACCAAAUGCCGAACCAGUUUUUGGAUCAGAAGCAGAUGGGGAGAAUCUGAUUGACACAACCGAAGUUGACAUAAGAUUGCCAAUGCUGGUGUAUGUAUCAAGGGAGAAGAGACCAGGUUAUGACCACAACAAGAAAGCUGGGGCUAUGAAUGCUCUUGUUCGAACUAGUGCAAUCAUGUCUAAUGGUCCAUUCAUCCUUAAUCUUGACUGUGAUCAUUACAUUCACAACUCUUUGGCUUUGAGGGAAGGAAUGUGCUUCAUGCUGGAUAGGGGAGGCGAUAGGAUCUGUUACGUUCAAUUUCCUCAAAGAUUUGAGGGGAUUGAUCCCAAUGAUAGGUAUGCAAACCACAAUACGGUUUUCUUUGAUGUGUGUAUGAGAGCUUUAGAUGGUUUGCAGGGUCCAAUGUAUGUAGGAACAGGCUGUGUCUUUAGGAGAACUGCUCUCUAUGGGUUCAGUCCUCCUCGGGCAGCAGAACAUCAUGGAUGGUUUGGUAGGAAGAAAAUUAAGUUGUUGUUGAGGAAACCUAAGGUCACAAAGAAGGAAGAGGAUGAGAUAGCAUUGCCAAUCUAUGGUGGAAACGACGAUGAUGACUUAGACAUAGAGUCUUUACUUCUUCCAAAGAGGUUUGGGAACUCCACUUCUCUGGCGGCCUCCAUUCCGGUGGCAGAAUUCCAGGGAAGGCUGCUUCAAGAUUCACAAGGAAAUGGAAACCAAGGUAGGCCAGCUGGUUCACUUGCAGUGCCUCGUGAGCCUUUAGAUGCUGCAACUGUUGCGGAGGCAAUUAGUGUUAUCUCUUGUUUCUACGAGGACAAAACUGAGUGGGGCAAAAGGGUUGGUUGGAUUUAUGGUUCUGUGACAGAAGAUGUGGUGACCGGCUAUAGAAUGCACAAUAGAGGAUGGAGAUCAGUGUAUUGUGUAACAAAGAGAGAUGCAUUUAGAGGGACAGCUCCCAUCAAUCUAACUGACAGGCUCCACCAAGUCCUUCGGUGGGCAACUGGGUCGGUCGAGAUAUUUUUCUCAAGGAACAAUGCACUCUUUGCCACUAGAAGAAUGAAGUUCUUGCAGAGAGUGGCAUAUUUCAAUGCAGGAAUGUACCCCUUCACAUCUUUAUUCCUCAUAGUCUACUGCAUUCUUCCUGCAAUUUCACUCUUCUCUGGGCAGUUCAUUGUCCAAAGCCUGAAUGUGACCUUCCUCAUAUACUUGUUGGCAAUCACAAUCACCUUGUGCAUGCUUGCAAUGCUCGAAGUAAGAUGGUCGGAAAUCACUCUCCACGAAUGGUGGAGAAACGAGCAAUUCUGGUUGAUUGGUGGAACAAGUGCUCAUCCUGCAGCAGUGUUGCAAGGGCUACUAAAGGUUAUAGCAGGAGUGGAGAUUUCGUUCACCUUGACAUCUAAAUCUGCUACACCGGACAAUGGAGAUGACGAGUUUGCAGAUCUUUAUGUUGUCAAGUGGAGCUUCUUGAUGGUCCCUCCAAUCACAAUAAUGAUGAUAAACAUGAUUGCAAUCGCAGUUGGUGUGGCAAGAACCAUGUACAGCCCAUUUCCACAAUGGAGCAAGCUUCUUGGUGGGGUGUUCUUCAGCUUCUGGGUUUUGUCCCAUCUCUACCCAUUCGCAAAAGGAUUGAUGGGAAGGAGAGGGAAGGUUCCGACGAUUAUAUAUGUGUGGUCUGGUUUGCUCUCCAUCAUCAUUUCUCUGCUUUGGGUGUACAUAAGCCCUCCAUCAGGGAGGCAAGAUUUUUCAAAUUUUAGCUUUCCUUGAUGGGUUCUGUUGCUGCUAUCUGUCCCUUGUAGACAAAAACAGCAUAGGAAGUUUCUCAACUUCGACUUGUAGUUGUAUUCAUUUCUCUGUCUGUUCAUUCAGAUUGUAAUGUAUUCUAAGUGCCAUGAAAUUGGAACUUUGCCAUGCGUAGAAUGAGUACUUCUUUCAUAGUUUUCAUGUGGUCCUCAAGAUGGAAUUCUUAGAGCUGGCAAUGACAUCGACUGUUCUGUC